This is a messenger RNA of Epinephelus moara (kelp grouper), 2817 nucleotides long. It is a transcript of the gene c7b, whose product is annotated as complement component 7b. The record is from RefSeq and is a predicted model, not a curated record. Gene Ontology annotation, molecular function: protein binding. The coding region runs from base 60 to 2546 and encodes 828 amino acids. Lineage: Eukaryota; Metazoa; Chordata; Actinopteri; Perciformes; Serranidae. Gene Ontology annotation, biological process: immune response. Gene Ontology annotation, cellular component: membrane attack complex. The transcript has 18 exons.
UAUGACCCUGUGUUACAGUGCAGGACCAGACCAGAGGGCUCAGCUCUGAGGAGCACAUCAUGAAGUUGAUUUUGGCUUCAUCUUUGUCUUUGGGAUUGUUGGUCAUCUUCCUGUCUCCAGUUAGCUGUCGGCAGCGUGUGAACUGUAGAUGGGGAGCUUAUGGAGCGUGGUCCGAGUGUGACGGCUGCUCCAGGACAAAGGUGCGGACUCGCCAUGUGGAGGUGUUCGCCCAGUUUGGGGGUGUGCCAUGUCCAGGAAAAGCCAUGGAAACACAAGCAUGUGUCCCACAGAAAGCAUGCCCCCUGGCAACAGGCUGUGGAGACAGGUUCCGCUGUACCUCUGGUCAGUGUAUCAGCCAGUCUCUAGUGUGUAAUGGAGACCAGGACUGCAAUGAUGGCCUGGAUGAGAGAGGCUGUGAACAAGACAGCAGCCAGUACUCAUGUGACCUUGACAAAACCCCUCCUAACUCAGAGUUAACAGGCAGAGGGUACGAUGUGUUGUCCGGCAAACUCAGAGCAGGUGUGAUCAACACUCUGAGCUUUGGAGGGCAGUGCAGGAAGGUGUUCAGUGGUGACCAUAAAAUCUAUUACAGACUGCCACAGAACGUCCUCAGGUACAACUUUGAGGUGUCAGUAGAUAAUGAAAACAUCGAUGAAUCCUACGAGAGCUCCUGGUCCUACACGCAGCACAUCCAGUCUAACUCCUUGGUGGGACACGACCGUCGCACUUUCCACAAUGAGCUUACUGAAAAUAAGAACUCCAAACUUAUAAUCCUGAAGAAUAAAGUGGAGCUGGCCCAGUUCCAAAACUCUGCCCCUCAGUAUCUGACUCUGGCUGAAGGUUUCUGGAAGGCUUUGUCCUCGUUGCCGUACACGUACGACUACUCUGCCUACCGCCACCUGUUUGCCACGUACGGCACACACUACCUCUCUGAGGGCGCACUCGGAGGCGAAUACCAGGCCUUUUUGGAGUUAGAUCACCAGGUGCUCGAAAAAAGCGGUACAACAGACACAGAGUACCAGAGGUGCUGGAGAAAGGUGAAACGCCGUUUCUUCAGGAGGAAAGUCAAGACCGUCUGUGAAAAAAUAACAAAUUCUUUUGCCUCCAGUGGCGGACACAGUAUUCACAACAAGCCUGUUAAGGUCAACGUGUACGGAGGAAAUCCAGCCUUGACAGCCGCUUUGCUUCACCUGGAUCUGGAAAACCCAGAAGCUAACGGAGAGAAAUACGACAACUGGGCCUCGUCUGUCAAAGACUUCCCUGACGUCACAGACCAGAAGCUGCGUCCUCUGUAUGAGCUGGUGAAGGAGGUGGAGUGUGCAGGUCUGAAGAAGCUCCACAUGAAAAGAGCCACAGAGGAGUACCUGGCGGAGGAGCAUCCCUGUCACUGUCAACCCUGCCAGAACAACGGCCAGCCACUGCUGAUGGGCACACAGUGUCGCUGCGUCUGUCGACCAGGAACGUCAGGACAAGCUUGUGAGGUUGGAGCUGUGAUCGGAGAACAACCAGGGGUGAUCCAUGGCAGCUGGAGCUGCUGGUCCUCCUGGAGUUCCUGCUCUGGAGGUCAAAAGUCAAGGACCCGAAGCUGCAACAACCCCACCCCCAGCAGAGGUGGCCAACACUGCAUUGGAGAGGGGGUGGAGCGGAAGCCUUGUGAGGACGCAGACAUCCAGUACUUACAGACGAUGGAGCCUCAGUGCUUCAGUCUCACUGUAACGCCACCCAAGACAUGCGGAGCGCUUCCAAACCUCAGGAACGGAUUUGUUCAGAAUCCCAGAGACAUUUACCUGGUUGGGAACACAGUGCAGUACUCCUGCAUAGACGGAUAUUACCUCAGUGGAAACGCUGUGGCUGAGUGCACUGAGAGCCAGACGUGGCGGACAGGAACGAUGGUUUGUAUAAGUUCCACGUGUGGGAUUCCUCCACUCAACAGUGACGUGAUAGCCACACCCACCAAAACAGCCCAUCAGAUUGGAGACAAAGUGUCCCUGUCCUGUCCUGCGGGGUCAGUGCUGGACGCUGAGGUGACAGAGAUCAUAUGCAGCCCCAGCCUGCAGUGGUCUCCAUCACCAGCCAGCACUCACUGUAAAGCAGCGCCCUCAGUUCCGUCUCCUCCAUCUGGCCUGACGUGUAAGCUGUGGGAGAACGUAGGAACAACCGAGUGUGUGUGUAAAAAGCCAUUCGAGUGCUCGACUUCUCUGGAGUUGUGUGCUCGAGUCAGCUCAAGCCAAAGCCGUUUACUUAGCGUUUGUCAGCUUGGAGCUCUGCGCUGUUUGGGGCGGAGCUUCGAGUUGGCCAAUGACAGCGACUGUAACUGGCCAGAGGAGACGUCCACAUCCUGCAAGGACUGUACACCAGGGACUGUCUGUCAGGAAUCAAAAUGCGUCUGUCAGAACGCAUCAGAGUGCCCUAAAGACUCCGCCCCCUUGUGCGUCAACUCUGGUGCUGGCAGCGUUUCCACGACGAUGACCGAAUGUGAGGUGGGGGCCAAGCGGUGUGCCGGGGAGCAGGUCAUUGUUGUCGGUAUUGAGGCUUGUCCAGAAUAAAGAUGGCUGCUGUUUUAUUUUACGGUCUCACACUGUACAUAAGAGGGACACCUUGGUUUUUAUCCUCUCAAUGACUGAAUUGUAAAUAGAAUAAAAAAUUGUGAAUGAUGUAAAUAAGUCCCUCUGUCAUCAUGUGGUGUCUUUUUAUACGCCAUGGAGGACUGAUGUCAGACAACAAGUUAACACAAAGUUAUAAAGGUCUGAGAAAAAACUUAAAUGUCUUGAAAUGUUAUUGUUUUUUGAAAGUUAAUAAAACACUUUUUGGAAUAAA